AUGCUUCUAGACAAGUCUUUAGACGGUACGUCUAAAAUUAUCGCUUCAAGGUCGACACAGAUGCGAAGAGCCCCAAGACGGGCGGGCCGAAGAAUUGUGAGAGGCCGUAUAACAGGUCGGCUGAAUGGUCGUGUGGGGGGCCGUGCAGGCCGUGUAGGAACAAGAAGACUUAGAGGCAUUGUGAGCUCAACGGCAGCGGCAAUACAGGCUGUGAUCGAUGAAGGAAGCAAAAUCAUUGUUAGCAAUUUGACUGACGUGCACCAGCCGUCUGAUGUGACCGAAGCUCAAAUUAAGGACCUCUUUUCUAAUUCCAUUGGACCCACACGUAGAUGCUUUUUGAGCUAUGGGCCUAAUGGCCAGUCAAAAGGCAUUGCUACUGUAAUUUUUCAAAGAAAAGCGGAUGCCGGCCGAGCCUACAAAAAAUACGAGGGGAAAGUUAUCGAUGGUACUCGGAAGCUAAAGAUUGAAAUUGUCCUCGACCCUAAGAUGUCUUUGGCUGCUUCUUCUCUUUCACAGCGUGUCACUUCAGAACUGCCCCGAACCCGAAGAACUGGAGCACUGAGAAGAGCGGGCCGCUUCAGGUCCUCCAGACCCAGAAAAACUGCUGAAGAGCUCGAUGCCGAAAUGAUUGGUAACUCCUCCCCCUUUCCUGCCCCUCCUCACCCUGCAGACUAUUUUGGCAGUGCUAACCAGGAACCUGCUACUUAG
Pneumocystis jirovecii RU7 is the source of this 708-nucleotide messenger RNA. RefSeq lists its product as uncharacterized. Gene Ontology annotation, cellular component: nucleus. Gene Ontology annotation, biological process: mRNA export from nucleus. The record is from RefSeq and is a predicted model, not a curated record. NCBI's taxonomy places the organism in Eukaryota, Fungi, Ascomycota, Pneumocystomycetes, Pneumocystales, Pneumocystaceae. The transcript is spliced from 6 exons. Bases 1 to 708 code for a protein of 235 amino acids. Gene Ontology annotation, molecular function: mRNA binding.